AUGCUCCGCGGCCAGACCCUUCCCUGGAGAGCCGCGCUCCACAAAGCAUCGCGUCCAUUAAUUCUCCGGCCUCUACUCACUUCUUCCAGACAGAAUGCCGGUGCUCGGUCGAUACUAGCUUCGUCGCACCUCUUCCGAUCGCUCCCUCCCUCCCCUCGCACCUUUUCCUCAAGCUCUAUCCGGCGGCGAGAAAAACCCCCACCUGGAGACGAGAAGGAAGAUCCGGACCAAAAAGAACACAAGGACGGUGACGAAGACAAGGACAUCGAGCGGGCCCCCGACUCCCGACGGAAGACGGUUGAUCAGUCAGGCAAGCACGGCUCGUCAGAACCCGGAGCUCCGACAUCGGCAUUUGCGCGGAGGAAAGAGAAGUCGGCUGGCGACAAGGAGCAGCGAGGAGUGGAGGAAGAUGCCAAGCAGGAGAACAACUCGGUAGAAGGAAAAGGAAACUCGAAUGACUCCCCUUCGCCAAUCCCCUCCAGUGGCAGCUCGCCCGACUCCAGACCCAGUGGCGCGAACAAUGGCGGUAACGACGACGGUGGCAAGAAGGGCAAGAAGGGCUCCGGCGAGAAAGCCCUACAGAAGCCGUCGGUCCCUGAGGUUUAUCCGCAGGUCAUGGCCAUCCCAAUUGCCAAGCGACCGCUGUUCCCGGGCUUCUACAAGGCGAUUACCAUCCGAGACCCGAACGUCGCCUCGGCCAUCCAAGACAUGAUGAAGCGGGGCCAGCCGUACGUGGGUGCCUUCCUUUUCAAGGAUGAGAACGCGGAUGGCGAUGUGAUUCACAACCUUGACGAGGUUUACGAUGUCGGUGUUUUCGCACAGAUCACUGCUGCUUAUCCUCUGCGCGGGGAAGCCAGCGGUGUCACCGCUGUACUCUACCCGCACCGCCGCAUCAAGGUUUCGUCCUUGUUGCCUCCCAAUGAACCUUCGAAGGCCCCCGCUUCCGAGGAGAAGACGACGGAAAAACGGGGCGAUGUUGUGGCCAGCUUCGAGGAGGGAACUGCGGAACUCGCCCCGAAAGACCACUACGAGCCUACGUCCUUCCUCCGCAAAUACCCGGUCAGCUUGGUGAAUGUGGAGAACAUGGGCGAAGAGCCGUACGACAAGAAGAGCGCCAUCAUCCGUGCUGUCACCAGCGAAAUUGUCAACGUGUGCAAGGAGAUUGCCAGCCUGAACCCUCUGUUCCGCGACCAGAUCUCGGCUUUCUACACCGACCAAUUCCCGGGAAACCUUAGCGACGAGCCCGCUAAAUUGGCCGACUUUGCUGCCGCUGUCUCCGCAGGCGAGCUGCAUGAAAUGCAGGAGGUCCUGGAGAUCAUGAACAUUGAAGAGCGACUUCCGAAGGCCUUGGUUGUCCUGAAGAAGGAGCUUAUGAACGCGCAGCUUCAAUCCAAGAUUUCGAAGGACGUAGAAGCCAAGAUUCAAAAGCGCCAGCGCGAGUACUGGUUGAUGGAGCAGAUGAAGGGCAUCAAGAGGGAACUGGGCAUCGAGUCCGACGGUAAAGACAAGCUCGUCGAGAAAUUCAAGGAGAAGGCGGAGAAGUUGGCCAUGCCGGAGGCGGUUAAGAAGGUUUUUGACGAGGAGAUCAACAAGCUGGCACACCUGGAGCCGGCUGCCUCCGAGUUCAACGUCACCCGCAACUACCUCGACUGGCUCACUCAGAUCCCCUGGGGCCAGAAGAGCGUGGAGAACUUCGGAAUUCAGCAUGCGACUACCGUCUUGGACGAGGAUCACUACGGUCUUAAGGACGUCAAGGAUCGGAUCCUCGAGUUUAUCGCCGUCGGUAAGCUCCGUGGAACCGUGGAGGGAAAAAUUAUCUGUCUGGUCGGCCCUCCUGGUGUUGGAAAGACCAGUAUCGGAAAGUCGAUCGCCCGGGCUCUGAACAGACAGUACUACCGAUUCUCCGUCGGUGGCCUAACGGAUGUGGCGGAGAUCAAGGGUCAUCGUCGGACCUAUGUUGGCGCCCUUCCGGGCCGUAUCAUCCAGGCCCUGAAGAAAUGCCAGACCGAAAACCCAUUGGUCCUCAUUGACGAGAUCGACAAGAUCGGACGCGGUCAUCAGGGAGAUCCCUCUUCUGCGCUGCUGGAACUUCUCGACCCUGAGCAAAACUCCUCGUUCUUGGACCACUACAUGGAUGUCCCUGUGGAUUUGUCCAAGGUCCUUUUCGUGUGUACGGCUAACGUUACCGAUACGAUCCCGCGACCUCUUUUGGAUCGAAUGGAGAUCAUUGAACUUUCGGGCUACGUCGCGGACGAGAAGAUGGCCAUCGCCCAGCGAUACCUUGGCCCCGCUGCUCGGGAACUGACAGGCCUCAAGGAAGUCGAUGUUAACCUGACGGAGGAAGCCGUGGAGGAGCUGAUCAAGUCUUACUGCCGCGAGAGUGGUGUCCGGAACUUGAAGAAGCAGAUCGAAAAGGUUUACCGAAAGGCGGCGUUCAACAUCGUCAAGGAGCUUGGAGAGGAAGUGCUCGCCGAAGAAAAGGCCCUCACCGACGAGGGCAAGGCCGUGCAUGAGGAAUCGCAGAAAGAGACCGAGUACCCCGACUCGGUCAAUGCCCCUGCCGACCCGGAGAAGUCGACGACCGAAACGCCCCGAGUGGCCCUGAAAGUGCCGGACACCGUCAAGCUCAGCAUUGGCAAAGACAGCCUGACGGACUACGUUGGGCCCCCGAUCUUUACCGCCGACCGCCUGUACGACACUUUCCCGCCCGGUGUGACGAUGGGCCUUGCUUGGACCAGCAUGGGAGGUGCCGCGUUGUACGUGGAAUCCAUCCUGGAGAAUGCUUUGUCGCCCGAAUCGCGACCAGGUAUCGAAAUUACGGGCAAUCUGCAAAAUGUGAUGAAAGAAUCCACCCAGAUUGCGUAUUCGUUCGCGAAGUCGAUCAUGGCGAAGCAAUUCCCCGAGAACAAGUUCUUCGAGAAGGCCAGAAUCCACAUGCACUGCCCGGAGGGUGCUGUACCCAAGGAUGGCCCCUCUGCUGGCAUUACGAUGGCGACAUCUCUACUUUCCUUGGCAAUGGACUACCCUCUCGACCCGACCAUUGCCAUGACUGGUGAAUUGACAGUGACCGGCAAGGUGCUGCGCAUUGGAGGACUACGGGAGAAGACCGUUGCUGCCCGUCGUGCUGGCGCAAAGAAGAUCAUCUUCCCAGCGGACAACAUGUCUGACUGGCUGGAACUGCCUGAGAAUAUCAAGAAGGGCAUUGAAGGCCAUGCGGCAAGCUGGUACUCGGAUGUGUUCGAUAUCCUUUUCGCCGAUCUGGACAAGGAGGUGGCCCAGCAGUUGUGGCAGAAGCAACUCGCGAAGCCCCCCAAGGCGAAGUCCAAUGAAACCAGCGAGGACGAGCUCGACUGA
Aspergillus melleus is the source of this 3354-nucleotide messenger RNA. It is a transcript of the gene PIM1, whose product is annotated as endopeptidase La. The transcript has 3 exons. NCBI's taxonomy places the organism in Eukaryota, Fungi, Ascomycota, Eurotiomycetes, Eurotiales, Aspergillaceae. Gene Ontology annotation, molecular function: ATP hydrolysis activity; serine-type endopeptidase activity; ATP-dependent peptidase activity. Gene Ontology annotation, cellular component: mitochondrial matrix. The coding region runs from base 1 to 3354 and encodes 1117 amino acids. Gene Ontology annotation, biological process: chaperone-mediated protein complex assembly; protein catabolic process; protein quality control for misfolded or incompletely synthesized proteins. The record is from RefSeq and is a predicted model, not a curated record.